Magnolia sinica is the source of this 396-nucleotide messenger RNA. RefSeq lists its product as uncharacterized. The record is from RefSeq and is a predicted model, not a curated record. NCBI's taxonomy places the organism in Eukaryota, Viridiplantae, Streptophyta, Magnoliopsida, Magnoliales, Magnoliaceae. Bases 28 to 396 code for a protein of 122 amino acids. The transcript has 2 exons.
AAUGGCAAACAAGAUCGUGUGAGGCACAUGCUAUUCGUACGUACUGUUGGAGGUAAACUUUCUGGAUGGACUCGAAACAAUACAACACCAGUUUUACGCAGCGCGUUAAACACCAUAGCUCUUCGGUUAUCUCCAUGCUGGAUCUCUGGAGUUUCCAGACCUUUGGCUUGCUCAUUUUCACUGAAUUUUUGUUCAGCUGCACAGUAUCCGUUCCUCGGUAGUUCAGCUAAUUUGAAUCUGCAAAAACUAGUUGCUGGAAAUAGCAGUUAUGUUGAUGUUGAAUUCAUCGAUCCUGUGAUUAUGGCCGUUGGAAGAGGGAAGCUCCCACUGCCGAUGACGCACCAGAUCUCUCCCGACUACAACUUCAACAUGUUGGCUAUGGACCAGAGGCUUUAG